Meloidogyne enterolobii is the source of this 1008-nucleotide messenger RNA. The record is from the annotation of a GenBank genome assembly. NCBI's taxonomy places the organism in Eukaryota, Metazoa, Nematoda, Chromadorea, Rhabditida, Meloidogynidae.
AUGGAUAACGAAGUUAUUGCACAUUUCAAUGGCUCUAAUCGUUCUGUUGGUAUUUCAAACUUUAUAUUGUUCAGAAAUAUUUUUGCCGAGGAUAGUGAAUAUGUCAACAAAGAUUUUAAUGAAGCUCAAAUUGUUGCAAUUAUAAGGGUCAAAUCAAGACAGAAAACAAUUAUGAGUGCCAACCAAAAAAUUAAAUAUCUUUGUCAAUUUCCUCAAACCUCAACUACCCAACCUUCUCAUUUUGAAUUAAAUAAAGAAAAUACAAAGAAGAGAAGAAACAAAUUAUUUACUUCAAAAAUCAGUGAUAAAAUCUUUAAAAAAGAAGAAAACGAAUCAAAAGAAAAUGUAUUGCAAAAUAAAGAGAGGGAUAACACACUUGAGUCUAUAGAAAAUAAAAAUCCUGAUGAAAAUUCAGCUGCUUUAAAUGAAUCAGUCAACAAUUCAGGGCAGAGAAACACUACUUGUGCUAAAAACAAAAUAACGGAUUUCUUUCCUAGUCGUCGAAGUAGUCGGAUUACACCAAGCUUUUUGGAUAUUUUGCGUCUUCAAGUACUCAAGGAACAAGUAAACUUGGCUGUAAACGAGCCAUAUUUGGAAAUAUUUACCUCAGAAACUAAAGGGAGAGGUUUACGCACACAACUUGCUUUUUCUAAGGAUGAAUUUGUAGUUGAAUAUAAAGGGGAUAUAAUAAAUAUGAAAAGAGCCAAACGGAGAGAAUAUGUUUACUCACUUGAUCCAAAAAUUGGUUGCUAUAUGUUUUAUUUUACGCAUAAUGAAAAGAAACUUUGUAUUGACGCUACAAAAGAAACUGGAGAUAAAGGACGUUUAGUCAAUCACAGCCGUUUGGUGCCUAAUUUAAAAGCUAAAAUAAUCGAUUUUGGUGAAAAAUAUCCUCAUUUAUGUCUAGUCGCAAUACGUGAAAUACAAAUUGGAGAAGAGCUUUUGUUUGAUUAUGGGGAUCGCACUGCCUUAACUGUUGAGAAGCAUCCUUGGCUUUUAAAUACAUAA